CUCCAUGGUGAUGCCAUCACUGAAACUGAUGUGCUCUACGGAAGUCGCUAACAAAAACGUACAGUACAAGAAACUCCCAUGUACUGUACGUACCGGUACGUACGUAUGUACAGGUCUUAAUUUUCAUCGUUGUUUCCAACAACAAACUGCUCGGUACGUCACGGAAAGAUUCCUUGAUGCUGUGAAGUUGUCCCUCACAAAAGCCAACUUGGCGAAACAAACGACGGAAACAACAUGGUAGAAUUUUUAUUUCAUUCAGCCUUCCUUUUAGGAUCUCUUAUCAACUGCAACGACGUUUCGGCCUUUGUUUUGCAGCCAUUGGCUCCGACCGGCASAGCUGACGUCGCGUCCGGGUCCACCGAACUCUUUCUAGCGAAAAAGCAAAAGAAGAAACCGAAGAAAGUAGCAGCAUCGAGUGGAGGUUUUGGCAAAGUUGAUGCCAGUGUCAAGCCCAAGCCUGACAAUGACUAUGCCGUAUUUCCCGCUCUAGAGACCAAGGUUCGCGAAACUCUCGUUCCAACUCCACCGAGCAUGGUGGAGGAAAUAGAAUCGACGGGAUCGAUCCCCAACGAAAUUUACCAUCGACUGGAUCAGAUUUACGGAUUUCCCGAUUUCAACUACGAAACAGCGUUGGUAGAAGAGGUUUCGGAUGACGGUGACGACGGCGGUGGAAGUUUUUCACUGGAAGAUCUCAUGGCUGCUCCGGAAUCACCGUCUGCAACAGAGAAAAAGAAAGGGAGCACAACAGACGCAUUGGACUUCAACGAACUGAUAGCCGCAGCAACCGGCGGUCCUGUCGAAGCUUCUGCCAGUGYGAUGGAUAAUGACGUCGAUAGCGAAACAACAGCUGCGAACGCAGAGGAAAUGAAAAACGCAAUUUCGAGCUUGCCGCCCUUUGAAAAAAUUAACGUUCUGCAUCUGGAUCCUUUGGUAUUGUCCAUCGACGACUUUUUUACUGAGGAGGUGAGUGCUGUGGAACCCGACUUUUUUUGUAGAAAGAGGAAGCCAUUUGGAGUGCUCUAUAGCAAUKUUGUAAUGCRUGCUAAAUUGUASUCCRURUCCCUCUCUCCCGCUCAYGACAACCACCUCUGUCCAAUUCUAUCAAAAAAUCAAGGAAUGCGAUCGAUACGUAGAGAUGUCGCUCGCACCGGUAACCGAUGAAGGGAGCCAAAAGACAAUGGAUAGCUUCAAAACGCGAUCGAAAACUGUUGGAAAGGACAAAAAUGCCAAGUCGCAGCGAACGAGCACUACGUGGUUCCAUCAUUACAAGAACGUCCCCGAGCUCAUGUCCAAGGCAAGCCGACUGGUAGGAUUGGACACGAUCGAUCGGUGGGAAGAGCCCCAAACCGUUMGGUACAAGCGAAACGAAAAGUUUACCUGGCAUCUAGAUGCCCUGGCMCCCGAUCAAUCAACGGCCGAAAAGGGUGGCCAGAGAUUGGCAACGCUUCUGGUGUACCUGAAGGAUCUGGAAUCCGGAGGAGCCACCAUCUUCCGAGAUCUAACACCGGCAACGGGAGAGACCGACGACAAUGCGAGUGGUUUUCUAAAAGUGUAAGUGUUCAAAAAGACCGGGAUGCUUUUGUGACCAAAGCUUUUCUCAUCCGUUUUCUAUCUGCCUGUUUGCUCGGGAUACACAUCACCGCGGAAUUCACAGUCAACCCAAAAAAGGGUCUGCACUCAUGUUUUUUCCGGCAGCGGGUGGCAUCCCAGGCGCUCCUUUCGACAUAAGGACUCUGCAUUGCGGAGAAGUGGUACCAGGAGCGUCCGAAACAGACAAGUGGAUAUCGCAGUUGUGGUUGCGUGCGACAYCCUACACUCCUACAGCGCCACCUGGCAAUUUACACGAGGAGGCGCUGGACAGAGUGAAGGAAUAUUGCCAGUGAAGACCUCGAACAAUGGAAUGCGAUGAAAUAGCCGAUCCAGUCGUUCCGUAGGGCGGCAAUUCAGCUAUAGAGCACGGCCAGGGAUAAAAWCAUAAAGAAUUA
Messenger RNA from Pseudo-nitzschia multistriata, 1985 nucleotides. NCBI's taxonomy places the organism in Eukaryota, Bacillariophyta, Bacillariophyceae, Bacillariales, Bacillariaceae. The record is from the annotation of a GenBank genome assembly.